AUGGAGGCGCGCGGGCUGCCCCUAGCCGCCCUCCUCCUCCUGUCCGCGGCCCGCGCCGUGGAGCUGGAGCUCGUCGGCGGCGCCGUGGUCGUCGACGGCGUCGAGUGGUUCGGCGCCGGCCCCGUGGGCGCCCAGGUGAACGACAAAUGGCUCAGCUCGGAGGGCUUCGGCCCCGACGCCUUGCGUCGCUUCGGCCCGGAGCGCACGACCUUCGGGCGGGACGCCGUGGGCGAGUACACGGCGGCGACGCAACUCUGGACCGACGUCGCCGGCGCUCCCGUGCUCGAGACCACGACUCGCGAGUACGGCGACUCGACGUGGGUCUUGCAGCAGCGCUGGCCCGCGGGCUGCGCCAACGGCGGCGCCCGCGACGGCAACGAGGUGCUCGGCGCGUUUCCGACGUUCGCCGCGCCGCCGAACGCCCCGACGCUCAACUACGCGUCCUGGGGCGGGAACCAGCUCAGCGACGCGACCGUCGGCCGCUGGCUCCCGGAGAGAGCGGCCGCCGCCGCGUCGCGUUUACCCUAUCCGCCGCCGCAGUCCUACGCCGCGGGCUGCGCGUCGUUGUAUCAAGACCGCUGCCCGCGGACCUACCCCUACUACAACUCGACGUGGCUCGGCGGGCCCUGGCAGGGCGCGCCGACGGUCUGGUUCGACGACUCGCUCCGCGCCGUCGCCGCCGCGCCCUUGACGCGCCACCUCGAGAGCGCCAUGGUCGCGACGCGGCGGUUUGACACGACCGCGCCGCUCAUCGCCCUCGGCCCCGCGGCGACGCUCGACGCGCUGCCGACGGGCUACGCGCACGAGACGCUCUUGGUGGGCGCGCGCGGCGUCGACGCGGUCCUCCGGAAGCUCGGCGACGCGCUCCUCGCCGUCGGCGGCAAGCGGCGGGCGCCGCCGGCGGGGCCCGUGCUGCGCCAGCUGGGGUAUUGGACGGACCGAGGGUCGUUCUACUACGGCAACCCGCGAAGGCCCGGCGACUCGAUGGCGGAGACGCUCCUCGCGGUCCGCGACGCCUGGGACGCGGCGGGGCUGCCCGUGCGCUACCUGCAAUUGGACGACUGGUGGUUCCAACAGCACAAUGGGGAUUUCGGGGGCAUGGUCGACUGGACCGGGUGCACGGCGAACUGCUCGCCGGGCGGGCCGGCGGUCUUCCCGGAAGGUCUGGGCGCCUUCGCCGACGGCCUCGGCGCGCCCGUGGCGCUCUACAUGGGCCUCGUGUCCAACUUCACGCGCCACGGACCCGUGCGUCUCGACGGUCGCUUCGCCGUGCCGGCCUCGCGCCAGUUCUACGACGACCUGUUUCGAACGAUGACGAAGACGCUCCGGCGGCGGCCGGCGCUCUUCGAGCAGGACUUCCUCUCGUACUGGUUCGGCAAGGGCCGGGGCCCGCCGUCCUUCCUGUCGACGCCGGGCGCGGGCGAGCAGUGGCUCCGGGACCUCGACGCCGCGGCGCUCUCGGCCGGCGUUCCCGUGCAGCUGUGCAUGAACACGCCCGCGACGAUCCUGGCGUCGACGCGGCUACAAUCGGCGACGCACGCGCGCGCGUCCAUGGACAACACGCGGGACCCGCUGACGGCGUCCUGGAAGGUCGGCCUCGCCGCGUCGCUGCUGCGCGCCGUGGGCCUCGCGGCGAGCGUCGACAACGUCUUCGCGAGCGCCGGCGGCGACGGCGGCUGCCACGGCGGCUUCAACUGCUCCCAGCCGAACCCCUACUUCGAGGUCGCGCUCGCGGCCCUCUCCGGCGGCCCCGUGGGGAUCGGCGACGCCGCGGAGGCGCUGAACGCGUCCGCGGCGCGCGCGGCGGCGUCGCGCGACGGCAACCUGCUCCGGCCGACGCGGAAUUUGGCGACGCUCGACGCGGCCUUCCGGUUGUCCUUCUGGGACCUGCGGGAGCGGAACCUCUGGGCCGCGGAGACGCGGCUCGGGGAGUACGUCUGGCACUACGUGCUCUCCGUCUUCCUCGACGAGGCGGAGGAGCUCGACCUCGUCCUCGACCUCGGCCGCGACACGCGCCGCGCCGUCGCCGUCGACUGGCCCCUCACGGGGGGCGACCGCGUCUACGUCACGACGCACCUCGACCCGAGCGCGCCGCUCGUCCUCGAGGCGUCGCCCUUCGACCGGGAGAACGCGCGCUUCGUGCGCGCGCGAUUGGCCGUCGUCGCGCCGGUCGCGCCGCGGUCCGAGUUCGCCGUGCUCGGCGAGCUCGACAAGGUCGUCGUCGCCGGGCGCGUCGUCCGCGUCGUCGACGACGACGACGGCGUCGACGUCUCCGUCGCCGCGGACCCCGGGGAGGUCGUCGCGCUGUCCGUCGUCCACCCCUGGACCUACGCGACGCUCACGACGGCGUGCGCCGCGGACGCGGCGGGCGCGGCGACGGUCGCGUGCCGCGUGCGGGGCGACUGCGAGUGUGUGCAACGAGGCUAG
This is a messenger RNA of Aureococcus anophagefferens, 2427 nucleotides long. RefSeq lists its product as hypothetical. The coding region runs from base 1 to 2427 and encodes 808 amino acids. Lineage: Eukaryota; Pelagophyceae; Pelagomonadales; Pelagomonadaceae. The record is from RefSeq and is a predicted model, not a curated record. The transcript has a single exon.